Molecule: messenger RNA, 4100 nt
Organism: Stylophora pistillata
Lineage: Eukaryota; Metazoa; Cnidaria; Anthozoa; Scleractinia; Pocilloporidae
Biological process (GO): signaling
Source: RefSeq, a predicted model, not a curated record
UUCGUGAGCUUACUUAUCGUUUUCCAAGUUAAAAUCAGAAAUUAUCAUUUAUUGUCUAGACAGCAAUUAAUCUCUUGUCAAAUUUGAAAAAUAAGUAGUUCUAUUUUAAGUCAGUAUAAGCUCAGACUAUGGAAGACAUCGCAAGGAAGAAAUUUACGUACGAUCAUGUAUCUUCGUACAAGGCUCGCGGAAAAGUUGGAGCUUCAGAUCGUAAUUUUCGAGCUCAGCGUGCAAGUGAAAAACGUCAUCUGUCCCGGAUGGAUGCAAUCUCAAAACGAAGGAGAAUGCCUCUAUCUCCACUUGCCGAUGAAAACGUGGUUGACAAGUGUACGACAGCGGGAGAAAACGGCGAUGAGCUUCAGGAUAAACCUUCAAAACCACAGCUCAGCAGAAGGGAACAGUUAGUCAAGUGGCAAGAGGAGCGAAAACUAAAGAAGGGUUCUGAGUCCCAGAAAAAGAAGUCUUUUGUGGUGCGUCAUGUCAAACACCAAGAAGAUGCUGCUCUUUAUUCCAUUAUUUCAGUGAAGAAAUUGAACAGAGGACUUACUCAACCAGUUAAACCUGACCCAUGUGCUGCCAACAAACCUGACAAACGGGUCACUAGGGCAUCAGCUAGGAUUGCUACAAAGGAAUCAAGUAAAGCAACUAAUCUGAAAAGUAAUAUGGUCAAAAAGGUGGAGCCCAAAUCUAAAGCCGCACAUAAUAAUAAGUUAAAGGAAAAGGCUAAACUCAGCUCAGACAGGACUGGUAGGGUCACAGGGCAAAGUGUUCAAAUGAAGUCAUCUUCAACAGGCAAAAAUGUUGCAGUCUCUCAGUUCAGUGAGAAAGCAGAGCCACAGAACCAAGUUAAAACAAGAUCUCAAGUCAAGAAACUUCAAGAGAAAUUGACAAGAAGUGUUAAGGAUACCCAACAAAUUUCACUUGAAGGAACCAAACCAGAGUUUACAAAAUUGAAUUUACCAGCUAUGGAAAACAUAAAGAAUACUGUUUCAUUUGGUAGAGGUAGCUCAGAAGGUGUGGAGAGGGGUGUGCAAAAUCAAGGAUCAGAAUUACAGCUGCCAUCUCUUGCUCCCAAAGAUUUUCAGUUCACUGCUCCUGGUGGCAUCAACACCUUCACAUACUUAUCAAAAACAUUCAAGUUUCAACCACUUAGCCCAAAGAGUGCAGCAGAAUUCAUAUUCCCAACAUCCGCAUCUUCUUUUUUUAGUCCCAACGAGGGCAAGUCAACUGAACCAAUGCAGACAGAAAGUACAGCUUGGGCAAACCCUGUGGCAGUUUGUCAUAUGAAUAGUACACAUGAUGAAAAAGAGCAUGGUGGACAACAGAUGGAUGAUCGUAAAGUGGAGAAGUGCGACAGCUCUAACGGCCAGGAAGAUAGUCAUGUAGACAUGAAAAAUGGCACUGCAUCUUGUCCAACAGAUGCCAAAAUGAUCGUAAACAGCCAAGGACAGUCUACAUUAGUCAAAGAAGCAGAUGAUGUCAGUGAUCUAGACUCUCAGCAGGAUGCAUCAUACUUUAGGGAUCUUGUGGCAAAGGAGACUGACAGGUUGAAUGAAAUCUGUUCAAAGUGGGAGAGAAUUAAUACUGAUGAAGAAAAUCUCAGUGAGGAAGUGACUGGGCAAAUAAGGACAGUAAUUGGACAAGCCCAGCUGUUAAUUGAUCAGAGGUUUCGUCAGUUUUCUGGCCUCAUAGACCUGAGUGAGGACAAAACUGCUGAAAAGCAAGCCACUGCCUCUGACCUCCAAGGCUUCUGGGAAAUGAUCUAUUUUCAGGUUGAAGACGUGAAUGCUAAAUUUCAUGCACUGGAGAAGUUGAAAGAAAACAAUUGGCAAGAAGAAGAAAUGAAGACAAAAAAAUCCUUGAAGAAGACUAAAACAAAGAAACUGCCCGCGAAUGUUGGCGCUAAAGUUGACAACAAAGCGGCUGCGACAAGAAACAGAAUUCAAGAAAUGAGAAUGGCAAUGAAGGCAAAGAUGGCUGAAGAAAAGGAGAAAUUAAGAGCCGAAAAACGACAUCAACAGGAAGAGGCUUUUGUUACUAUUCUAACGCCUGUGAAAAAGAGCAAAAGAAAUGAUGGUAGCGAUGAGGUGGUAUUAACACCAGUGCGCCGAUCCAUCCGUAAGACGCCACAGUUACGUGUUAUGGCUGGUAACAGCACGCCCGUGAUAGUGACCACACCCAAGAUUAUCAGUGAGGACAGCACUAGGCUAAGACUUACUCCAGACAAUGGCAUUCAACCGAGCGAAAUGGUUGUUACAGGAACUAGAAUGAAACUUGAAGAACCAAGCGAGGAAAGUGUGUGUGAAAUGGAGUGCAAGAAAGAAGACGACGAAAUGCAUUGCGAUUUCGAACAGGGGAAGCAAGAAGUUUUAAAAUCUGCUUGUAAAACCACACAGGACAAACCUCGAAAGACACCAGGAAAAGUUACUUUCCAAUCGCCCGGUCAUGAGAUCACACCUGCAUGUGCAGCUCACGAAAGAGUUGGUAGUCCGAUGGAGACCGCUGAUGAAGAUAAUGCAAACUCGGGCGAAAGCAAAGCUAAGAGGUUAACCCCGCGCCGUUUCUCGGCGCGCAAAUGCCGCAGUCGGUCAGGAACACCUUAUUACCAGCAGAGGCCUCGACGAAGAGUCUCUGCUAUCCACGAGGGUGAUCCACGCGGAACAGAAAGCACAGAAUGCAGCUCAUCCGAAUCUGACGGCGAAGCCAAACCAACAACACAGUGCCCCAGGUCGGGAUUGAGAAGGUCAUUGAGGAGAACGCCUUCUAAAUACCGAGAUUCAGCGCCUUUGGAGACUGCGAUUGCGGGAAAGACACCCGAAGAAAUUUCAGUAAAACUGUUCCAAACAACGGAGGAGCCUUCUGCAAGUGACUCGUCCAAAAAUGGUCAAGAACCAGAUGCAUUCUGUAGAUAUCUAUGUCCGUCCUCGUCGGAUGAAGAAGACAUUGGAAAGAAACCUGUGGACUCAGUAGAGCACGUGGAUGAGAUUGUGUUUGACGACAAAGAACCAAAAUUGGAAGACGCCGAUCUCGGCGCAGAUGUCAACCUCACUCCGCCAGACGAACCCGUGACUUUUCUCAAGCCUUCCAUCACUAAAAGCGAACCCAAGUCUGGUAGGACACCCAUACACAUCCUCAGGUACCUUUCAGACAUGGACACACCUACACCAAACUCCCGCCAAAUAACGCCCAUGCCGAAGACCACGAUAUUUGUUUCCCCCUCUGAGAACAGCAAGACUCCUGCACUUGGGGACAGUUUAGGGAUGAUGUCACCGGCAAACGUGGUGCGACGAUUUCCUGCCAGUAAUGAUGGCUCGCCGCUCGUUACGCUGACCGCAGUGCCUGGAAAGGAAGGCUCAGCUGGUGUGACGCCACGCAGUCAAUUGGCUGCGUUUAAUCUUGACUCCCCAGCGAGGAGUGAGAAGCGACGAGACUCUGUCUUCUUUGCUCCCAUGUCAACCUCUGUGGUUGGAGCUGUGGAUAACCUAAUGUCCUUUUCGCCAGUUGUAGAAGCAAACGAAUCAGGCUCGUGAUUAGUGGACUCCUCCAAAUUUGUGAUACUCUCAUAUGCAAGCAGAAUCGUUAGAUGGCGGGAUAUCUCACUCCUGGACUAAAACAGUUAAAAAGAGUUGUUUUUAGAUUAAUUCUCUGAUGUAAGUGUUCAGUCUAAUUUCUUAAAAAUUGUGGCCGUCUCAGCCACUUUUCAGAAAGCAAAUUUUCUAAGAAGCGAGACAAUCGAAGACCGUCCCGUUUGUCCUUUUACAUUUUUGGUAUAAUACAUAUUUUUGAAUAUUUACAUUGAAUUCGAGAGUAGUUCUUCAUCACGGUAGGGUGGUCGAAUUAUCCUUUUACAAUUAAUGUACAUUAUUUUGGGCACAAAAUGUGAUGGUAAUGGGAAUGGUUUAGCGGAAAAUAUUUCCUAAAAUCCCAUCUUUCGAACCGCUCAUUUUAAUUGUACGAAUGGUAAGGUAUUACUUGGUGUAAAUAUGGCGCUUCGUCAUUUCAAGCUAACCUUAAUUAUGCUCUACAGUUGAGUGUAACACUCUUCUUUCUUUUUACUUUCACCGUUAUCCGUGUUAUGUAAAUAAUAAACAUUAAAAGUG